This is a messenger RNA of Pecten maximus, 3367 nucleotides long. Its product is annotated as testin-like. The record is from RefSeq and is a predicted model, not a curated record. Lineage: Eukaryota; Metazoa; Mollusca; Bivalvia; Pectinida; Pectinidae. Bases 137 to 1342 code for a protein of 401 amino acids. The transcript is spliced from 7 exons. Gene Ontology annotation, molecular function: zinc ion binding.
UGCUCGAAGCAGCCGAUGUUAUGAUAAGGCCAGUUGUUGGUCGGUUCUACCGUGAAAUGGACACAUGUGUUCUUUGCCGUUAAAGUGGAAAAUAACUUGAUUAGGAUUUAACUAAAGAACAAAGUCGGUCAAAACUAUGGCUACACGCCUUGUGGUCAUUCCUGGACCAGGUUUGACCGUUACUGAUCUGGAACCUCACACCCCAUAUGAAUCUCAGCGGAAGUUAGGAUGUUUGAAAUGCGGCGACAAAUGCCCGGGGUUGGAUGCCCAUUAUUGGAGAAAAAUCUGCAAGCAUUGUCGAUGUUCCCGAGAAGACCAUGACCUUCAACCUCCUGACGAAAAGGAUUCACAGCCAAUCAGUCUCUUGUUUGACUCACUGCCUCGCCACAGUGACCAAACGGAUGUGUUGCAACGUCUGGAACGCCUUAACCUUGAUGAUUCGGCGGCCUUGACCCAGAUAUGUGGUCCGGAUAAUGACGUUGUACUAGCGAGGAUUAUAUCAGAAAAUCUGAGAUCACAGAAAUAUAUCGCGAUGCUUCCAAAAGAUAAACAAAUGUUCGCUGCCCAACUCAGGAGAAGACAACUCCAAAAACAGCUUCCGCUUCACGACCUUCAUCACAAAUUCUGUAACAGCUUAUCAGAAACAGAAAUGCAGAAAUUCCAAAAGUUUACAAAUAAACGACGGUUGAAAUCAGCUGGUAUCGGACAGAUCCGUGAUUUACCGAAAUCUGGCAAGCAUAAAUGCCAUCGGUGUCUAAAGGCCGUCGAGAGUGGUGGAAUAGCUGUCGUUGCUGACCGCAUGGGGAUCGGCACGUGCUGGCAUCCAGGUUGUUUCACGUGCGCAACAUGCUCGGAACUUCUAGUCGAUAUGAUUUAUUUCCAUAAAAAUGACGAUAUUUACUGCGAACGCCAUUACGCCGAUUCCAUAUACCCCCGCUGUUCCUCCUGUGACGAAAUAAUUUUUGCGCGUGAGUACACCCAGGCCGAGAAACAGACGUGGCACGUGCAACAUUUUUGCUGUUGGUAUUGUGACGCGCCUCUAGCGGGCCAACGCUACAUCGCCAAGAACGACAACCCCUACUGUAUUCUCUGCUUCGACAAGCUGUACAGUAAGAUUUGUGUGACGUGCGGGAAAACCAUCACAGCCGACUCCCCUGGACUGUCCCAUGGAGAGUUUCACUGGCACGCAUGUCCACACUGCUUCAGUUGCCACGUAUGCGCACGCAAUCUUAUCAACCAGCAAUUUCUGUUGAAGGACGGAAAACUCUUUUGUUGUCUUGAUUGUAAGCAGACGUUUAUGAGUCGUCCAACCCAUGGGUUUCCACGACACAUGCAUCCUUAAUAUUACCGGAGAGUUUACAGAAUAAUCUUGUGGACACGAAUCCUUAAUAUUUUCUGAUAGGUCGCGUCACAAUAUCUUUUCAGGGCGUGGUGUGACUGAUGAAUCUACACUAUCUAAUGGUAGGGUAUACCAGUAGGCGCCAUCCGUGCUCAUUUAAAAUCUUUUUUUUUUUAAACAUGACUUUUUUUUUUUAUCUCCGAGAAGUAGUCUCUGUGGCGUUUUUAUCCUUAAAGGAAAUACACAUAUUGUCUCAAAUAUACGACAUUCGUAUUCUAACUUCAGUGUGGAAUUAUCUAACAUUAAAUAUCGAUCCCCAUUGCAACUCUUUCUAGUCGUAUGCUUUUACUUCGCAUUUUCAAAAACGACAUCCAUUACCAACCAUCGCAUUAGUAUUCAAAGCUCGCCACGACAUUAGUGUCUAAUGCUCGCCAUGACAUUGGUAUCUAAUGCUCGCCACGACAUUGGUAUCCAAAGCUCGCCACGACAUUAGUAUCUAAUGCUCGCCAUGACAUUAGUAUCUAAUGCUCGCCAUGACAUUAGUAUCUAAUGCUCGCCACGACAUUAGUAUCUAAUGCUCGCCACGACAUUAGUAUCUAAUGCUCGCCACGACAUUAGUAUCUAAUGCUCGCCACGACAUUGGUAUCUAAUGCUCGCCACGACAUUAGUAUCUAAUGCUCGCCAUGACAUUAGUAUCUAAUGCUCGCCACGACAUUAGUAUCUAAUGCUCGCCAUGACAUUGGUAUCUAAUGCUCGCCACGACAUUGGUAUCCAAAGCUCGCCACGACAUUAGUAUCUAAUGCUCGCCAUGACAUUAGUAUCUAAUGCUCGCCACGACAUUGAUAUAUUAUGAUCGCCAUGAUAUUAGUAUCUAAUGCUCGCCACGACAUUGGUAUCCAAAGCUCGCCACGACAUUAGUAUCUAAUGCUCGCCAUGACAUUAGUAUCCAAAGCUCGCCAUGACAUUAGUAUCUAAUGCUCGCCACGACAUUAGUAUCUAAUGCUCGCCACGACAUUAGUAUCUAAUGCUCGCCACGACAUUGGUAUCCAAAGCUCGCCACGACAUUAGUAUCUAAUGCUCGCCAUGACAUUGGUAUCCAAAGCUCGCCAUGACAUUAGUAUCUAAUGCUCGCCAUGACAUUAGUAUCUAAUGCUCGCCACGACAUUAGUAUCUAAUGCUCGCCACGACAUUGGUAUCCAAAGCUCGCCACGACAUUGAUAUAUUAUGAUCGCCACGGCAUUAGUAUCUAAUACUCGCCACGACAUUGAUAUAUUAUGAUCGCCACGGCAUUAGUAUCUAAUACUCGCCAUGACGUUGGUAUCCAAAGCUCGCCAUGACAUUAGUAUCUAAUGCUCGCCACGACAUUAGUAUCUAAUGCUCGCCACGACAUUAGUAUCUAAUGCUCGCCACGACAUUGGUAUCCAAAGCUCGCCACGACAUUGGUAUCUAAUGCUCGCCAUGACAUUAGUAUCUAAUGCUCGCCAUGACAUUGGUAUCUAAUGCUCGCCACGACAUUGGUAUCCAAGGCUCGCCACGACAUUAGUAUCUAAUGCUCGCCACGACAUUGGUAUCGAAAGCUCGCCACGACAUUAGUAUCUAAUGCUCGCCAUGACAUUGGUAUCCAAAGCUCGCCACGACAUUAGUGUCUAAUGCUCGCCACGACAUUAGUAUCUAAUGCUCGCCAUGACAUUGGUAUCCAAAGCUCGCCACGACAUUAGUAUCUAAAGCUCGCCACGACAUUAGUAUCUAAAGCUCGCCACGACAUUAGUAUCUAAUGCUCGCCAUGACAUUGGUAUCCAAAGCUCGCCACGACAUUAGUAUCUAAUGCUCGCCAUGACAUUGGUAUCCAAAGCUCGCCAUGACAUUGGUAUCCAAAGCUCGCCACGACAUUAGUAUCUAAUGCUCGCCAUGACAUUGGUAUCCAAAGCUCGCCACGACAUUAGUAUCUAAAGCUCGCCACGACAUUAGUAUCUAAUGCUCGCCAUGACAUUGGUAUCCAAAGCUCGCCACGACAUUAGUAUCUAAUGC